CUUUUACGAUGAGCAUCAAUACCAAUUUCAACUUUUCACUUCCAGCGAGCCUAUUACUGGGAUCCAGCAGUAGUAUCAAAUACCAGGUGUAUGCUAAGGUAUAGACCGACGUGGGCGAUGCUCAAAAGGACAUUUAGCAGCAUGACCAAAACAGAAGCAAGGGUCGAUUAUGAAAACUGGACUAAAGAACAGCUUAUAGAAAGAAUCCAACAGUUGGAAAAUUCAUCCUCGAAAUUAAACUCAACACUUCCAGUUGCUAGUCCAGUUGUAAACGAUGCAGUUGCUUCCGCAAAAGACAUAAGGUCAAAGAAAAAGAAAAAGGUUCGAACUUUCGAUAUGAACAAAUACAACAAGAGAUUUAUAGCAUUGAAAUUUGCCUAUUUAGGUUGGAACUACAACGGAUUGGCCUACCAGCUGGAGCCAACACCAUUGCCUACUGUUGAAGAAGUCGUUUUGAAAGCUUUGACGAUGUCAAGACUUAUUACUGAACCUACUCCAGACAAGUGCAAGUUCAGUCGUUGUGGCCGUACUGAUAAAGGUGUCAGUGCCAUGAACCAAGUCAUCUCGUUAGUCGUGAGAUCCAACUUAAAUGAAGAAGAGCAAUUGCUCAAAGAAAACGACCACAAAGAAAUCAAGUACUUGUCCAUCAUUAAUGCUUUGUUACCUCCAGAUAUAAGAAUGACAGCUGUCUGUUUAAGACCUCCUCCUAAAUUCGAUGCUAGAUUCAGUUGCGACUAUAGACACUACAGAUACUUGUUCAAGAAACACGAUCUUGAUAUUGAGCUUAUGAAUGAGGCUUGCAUAAAAUACAUCGGAUCCCAUGACUUCCGUAACUUUUGUAAGAUUGACGGAUCCAAACAGAUCACAAACUACGUCAGAGAAGUCUACAGCAUGAAAAUCAUCCACCUAAAAGAUGAUUUUUAUGCUGUUGACUUGAAGGGUUCUGCCUUCCUUUGGCAUCAGGUCCGUUGUAUGGUGGCUAUAUUGUUCUUGAUUGGUCAGAAGCUUGAAGCUACCACCAUAAUCGAAGACUUGUUUGACUUGGAAAAAUAUCCUACUAAGCCAGUCUACGAAAUGGCCAAUGAUAUUCCCUUGGUUCUCUACGAUUGUAUAUAUCCGGAAAUGGAAUGGCUCUCGCCAAUCGGGUCUGAAGGUACCAUCGAGAAGUUCUACAAACACUUCGCCAUGUUCAGGGGCCAAGUAUUGGACUACCAAGUUAAGGCUAACAUGAUUGGAAUUAUGGAACCAUUGGUAAUGAAAGAUGCUCCUGAAAUUGAGAACACCCAGAAACGUGGAACCAUGAAUGUUGGUGAUGGUAGUGGUCGUAACUAUUCCAAGUACGUUCCAAUCAGCAAGCGUGAAGUAGGCGAAACCGUUGAGGCAAUCAACUCAAGACACAAGGAAAAGAAGAGAAAAAGAGCCAUUGCACUCAGUGAAGCUAACAGCAGGGCAGACAGCGAAGUCAGUAGCAUUUUAGAAGAACAAUAGUCCUGUAAAUAUUGUAUCAUAGACUUUAGAAUAGAUGGAAUCUAACUGG
Molecule: messenger RNA, 1537 nt
Organism: Scheffersomyces stipitis CBS 6054
Lineage: Eukaryota; Fungi; Ascomycota; Pichiomycetes; Serinales; Debaryomycetaceae
Gene: DEG1
Product: pseudouridine synthase
Exons: 2
Coding region: 91-1488 (465 amino acids)
Biological process (GO): mRNA pseudouridine synthesis; tRNA pseudouridine synthesis
Cellular component (GO): cytoplasm; nucleus
Molecular function (GO): RNA binding; pseudouridine synthase activity
Source: RefSeq, a predicted model, not a curated record